UGUCCGCACUCCGCCGCCGUCAGCGCGUUGCAGCUCAGCUACCGCGCCGCGGCCUCGGCCUUCCGGCCCGGCGAGGCUACGUAUAGGCGGCUGCGGCUCAGCUGCAGUACGAUGACGACUAUUACUACGAAGAUGAGGAAGAAGAUCGGAGGACGGCGAGUCGGAAUCGAAUGUUGGACUCCGACGGGUGGGUCCCGGGGAGAGGGAUACAGUGGGUGUUGAUAGGGGACAGAGGGGCAAAGAAGCACUUGUACACCGAGAGGCUCUCGAAGCUUUUGGAUGUUCCGCACAUUUCUAUGGGCACACUCGUCCGCCAGGAGCUCAACCCUCGCUCUUCUCUCUACAAGCAGAUUGCCAAUGCGGUGAAUGAAGGAAAGCUUGUUCCGGACGAAGUGAUUUUUGCAUUGUUGUCAAAGAGGUUGGAAGAAGGAUACUACAGAGGUGAAAACGGAUUCAUUCUUGAUGGAAUUCCUCGAACAAGAAUGCAAGCUGAGAUUGUUGACCAAAUUGUGGAUAUUGAUUUGGUAGUGAAUUUCAAAUGCGCGAAUGAGAACUUGGUGAAGCAUAAUCUAGGAACUGAAAGCUCCUCUGCUUGUCAGGAAUAUCUUAGCUUGAGCAACUCCAUCCCCAUGCGUAAUCUAAAUAUGCAGUUGCCGGACGAACGACUGAAAUCCUCCACUGCUGAUGCAGAGCAGAGCAAGUCGUUGGAAGAUUACUACAGAAAACAGAACAAACUCAUCGAUUUUCAAGUCAAAGCUGCGCCUGGAGAAACCUGGAAGGGGCUGUUGGCUGCUUUACAUCUCCAGCAUAUAAAUGCUGUCAGUUCUUCCCAGAAGCUAACUGCAUGAAUUAGGCUUCUUCUGGGUCUUUUUCGGCUUCCUUAUUUUUAUGCAUUCCGGCAGAGUAUAGUAAAUAUGUGAGAUGUGAGAAUUACAGAGUUGGUUGAAUAUUCAACUUAGUUUUGAAAGAAAUUUUGGUCUUGUAAGUGUUAUUUUAUCGUGUGGCCUGCAACAUUAGGGUGCAAGUUUGUAAUGUAGUGAGUGAGAGAUGAAAACUGAGAAGCAGAGAAGACCAUGAUAUCAUAUUAUCAUCAUAUAAAAGUAAGCACUCAGCUAGCAUAGCAGCUUGUUUUGUU
This is a messenger RNA of Prunus mume (Japanese apricot), 1135 nucleotides long. Its product is annotated as P-loop containing nucleoside triphosphate hydrolases superfamily protein. Gene Ontology annotation, biological process: nucleobase-containing compound metabolic process. The record is from RefSeq and is a predicted model, not a curated record. Gene Ontology annotation, molecular function: ATP binding; nucleobase-containing compound kinase activity. Lineage: Eukaryota; Viridiplantae; Streptophyta; Magnoliopsida; Rosales; Rosaceae.